This is a messenger RNA of Melanotaenia boesemani (Boeseman's rainbowfish), 3636 nucleotides long. RefSeq names its product caveolin-2-like. The coding region runs from base 2606 to 3106 and encodes 166 amino acids. Gene Ontology annotation, biological process: caveola assembly. Gene Ontology annotation, cellular component: caveola. Gene Ontology annotation, molecular function: molecular adaptor activity. The transcript has 3 exons. The record is from RefSeq and is a predicted model, not a curated record. Lineage: Eukaryota; Metazoa; Chordata; Actinopteri; Atheriniformes; Melanotaeniidae.
GCUGCCAUGCUAUCCAAUAUAAGAGUUUACAUGUUUUUUACUUGCACAUGUUAACAAUGUAUGCAUGUGUGACACAGUUUAAAAUAAGGUAUUUAUGUUUAUGUGCAAAACUCAGAUACCAUUCCUGUUUCCUCCUCAUCUGACUGAAUAGAUGCAAAAAUCAGAAUGCUCACUUUUUGACACAUAUCAAAGAUCUGUGACACUGAAUAAAAAGAAAAAAACACAUAUCAAAGAUCUGUGAUACUGAAUAAAAAGAAAAACACACAUAUCAAAGAUCUGUGACACUGAAUAAAAAGAAAAAAAAAUAUCAAAGAUCUGGGAUAAUCUGAAAAACUUUGGCAGCUUGGCAGCGAGUAUAUCGAAUAACAUGAAAGAGGAAAAGAAAUGCAUUUUACAGGCCAAGUGACAUCAGGGGACAAUCUUACCGACAAGGUCAUGGAUAAUCUAACAACUGUCCACUCAUCUGGAUCCAUGACCUGUUGAUUUAGGACUAAAUCUAAGCCACUUGUGAUGGAUUUUCAAAACAAGUUCAAUGGCAACCACAAUUUGCAUUUGAAAUGCCCAACUAAAGAGUUACUUGACUAUUUGGAUAUGUUUUUUUGUUUGUUUUUUUUUUUUAAAUAAGAUUGUAAACAAUAGUUAUGGUGUCUGAGAUCUUUCAUAAAAUAAUCUAAACCAGGUCUCUGUUAACAUUUAAUCAAAUAUUGAUUUUCCUUGUUGUUGUUAUUUUAAAAUAAGCUCACACACAGCAGUUACAACAGCAACAUGCUGCUUACACAGUGAUGUUUCAGCAUUAAUAAUCUAAUUAUGUUCAUUAUAAUAACAUAUUAGUAUGAGGGAACAGUGAAGCUCAAUCUAAAAUACUUUUAGCUAUAUACUCAGUCUAAAUUUUACUAUGUUUUGUGUUAGUUUUUAGGUUAUUUUGGUUUGAUUUUAAUUACAUUUGAAGUAAGAAGUAGUUAUUUACUUGUGAUUUUUUUUUCUCCCUCCUAAUAUAAUUUUUUUAAUUAAAACAAAUGCAAGAAGAGUACUAGUGUUUUAAAAUACAUCAAUAACACCAUCGUUUUAAGCAGAAGCUGCCACAUCCACUACAACUCUGUAAGAAUAUUAACUAUUUAUGUAUGCUUAGGUGGAGAAUGCAGCUGAUUUAACCACUGGUUUAGAGACGAUAAAAUAAGAAAAAGAAACUACAGACACUUUUUGGCCACUAGAGGGUGCUACAUGGCAGUGAAUCCAGCUCCAUUUUAUCAGCUUAUUCUAUCAAUAAGCAGGGAGAUUUUCCUUCAAAUUUAAAAUUACAACAAAGCUGGAUGAAUGUUAAUGAGAUAAGAUGUCAGAUUGCUGGCUGUCUGUGGUAUAUUUGCUGUUCAGAUUCAACCAGGUGAUAAGUGUAAACAACAGUUAGCCAACAUUUUAAGCAGAGAUAAACCAUAUAUUCACAGUGCGUAUGGACAGACACAUUUUAUUGAUUCAAUCUGGGAUUGCAAGCAUGAAGGAUCAGUAGCUGGUUUUGUAAGAGAUUAAAGAUGAUGAAACUAGGUGAAGCAAAAAUGUUUUCUGUUUUAUUGUUGGUCUAAAUGGGGGUCUCACUGAGACCUACCGAGAAGGUAGCACUAAAAAGGUGCCACAGCACAACCAAAAAAAUGUUAACCAUUUUAACUAUAUUAUAUCUAAAGGAUUUGAUGUGUUUUGUUUAUUUGUUUUUCAACCCACAAGUAGACACAAUCUAAUGAAAUGUCUGUGACUUAUGCAUUAGGUCAACUUAACAAAGGUGUAGCACUACAGCUCCCUUUUCAUGUAAUGUCAUAUGUCAUGGUUAUAUUAACUUCCAAAAAUUUAGUGAGUACUUACUUGCUGCAUCUUGAAUUAGUUUCUGUGAAACAAAUGCAUAAAGUAUGCUAAUGCUGUGUGAAACUUUUAUAUCAAGAAUGUCCAAAGUUGGUCCUUGAGAGCCGCUAUCCUACAGGUUUUGGAUAUUUCCUGCUGCAGUACACUUGAAUCAGAUUAACAAGUCACCAUGCUUGGGCAUGGUGUUAAGGUGAGCCGCUUAAUGUGGUGUAAAAGUUGUUCUGGAUCAGGGGAACACCUGAAACCUACAGGAAUUCGGCCCUUGAGGACCGGAGCUGGACACCCCAAUUUAGAUCCUGAGGGAACUUUUAGGAGGUUAAUCUGUUUCUAAUAAUGAGUAAAAUUCCAACUUGGAUGAGAAAUUAGCAGGACAAGCUCCUGGCAAGAGGCUGUUGUGAGUGUUUAGCAGUAUAUAAUUACCAAAAACUACCAAAUACCACCAUCCACCAUUGAUGGAAGAAGUAUAUGAUGCCGAAGCACUCCCUCUUAUCACCACUCGCACAUUAUUUAUUUAUAAGGGAGUCAGGGCUCAUUUUAGUCCAUGAGCAAUGGAUUUUUCUCAUGCAAGUAUAAAUUGGACUGUGUGCAAAGUGUGUCACACAUAGCCAUUAAAGGCAUUCCUCAGAAAGGGUCAGGGCAGUCAUCAGUAUACUAUGUUCCACCUGGGUGUCAGCAUCAAGCCAGCCAUCCUCAAGCAACAGCUCAUCCUCCAUGUCUCCACUGAUAACAAGCAGGAACACAGCUCAACUAAGCAGAAAUGGAGGACCAGGGAUUAAAAGACACAAGACUAUCAGAGGAACUGGUGGAAGUAAAAGUGGAUGUACACUCUGAAGAUGUGGACUUCAUCCAUGAUGAUGUAAGACCUCUGAUUCACAACAGGGAUCCCAAAAGAGUCAACAGCAAUCUAAAGGUCAUGUUUGAGGAUGUGAUUGCAGAACCCCCCUCUGUGCGAAGCUUUGAUAAAGUUUGGCUGUGGAGUCAUGCCCUGUUUGAGGUGUCCAGACUGUGGUGCUACCGCUUCAUCUCCCUCCUGCUGGCAGUGCCGGUGUCACUGGCAGCAGGGCUCCUCUUUGCUGUGCUCAGCUGCCUUCACAUCUGGCUGAUCGUGCCCUGUGUGCAGCUCCUUCUCAUCAAUAUGCACUGGAUCCAGGCUGUGUGGGCUAGCAUACUGAACAUUUUUGUCAGUCCUUUCUUUACCAGUCUUGGAAAGUGCUGUGGUCAAAUCACUAUCCAUCUGACAAAGGAUGAAAACAGAUAGAACCAAAUAUUUACACUGUGUGUAAAUUUAAACAGAAGGUACAGAGAAAAGUGGUGGCACGUUGAUUUAGGUUUUGUCUUAGAGAUAAUUUAUGCUAACUGUUCUGUAUUUAUGUGCACCUGUCAUGAUAUUUUGCACACUGACAUAUUCAUCAUGUUUUACAUUUUGAUAACAGUGAGGUUCAUAGCUUCUUGCACACCUGCAAUGGAUGGAAACGAGUGUGGCAACUGUGCAGCACACAACUACAAAACAACUAAACAAUGUAUGUGUUAAUCUGGAAAACCCAGAAAUUUUGAUGUAACUGUAUUAAGAGACUAACAGGGCUUAAGAGUGCUAGCAGAGCUACUGAGCAGGUCUUUUUAUGGACUAAUAUGUGCUUGAGACAAGCUAAAUUACUGCUGUCAUGGUGCUGCUACAGAAUUAACAUUGCAAAUAAAUUCAAUAAAACAUUACUGAUGCUCAAUCUUUAAUUGAUUAUGUGUCUGUUUCACUAAUGGAAUGUAAAUGACUUUUGUAUAUUUAAUUGAAAC